Molecule: messenger RNA, 594 nt
Organism: Chaetomium strumarium
Lineage: Eukaryota; Fungi; Ascomycota; Sordariomycetes; Sordariales; Chaetomiaceae
Exons: 1
Coding region: 115-582 (155 amino acids)
Source: RefSeq, a predicted model, not a curated record
CGACUGCCACGUGACACCCCUGGGCCCUGAGCUUACACAAUGCAGGGCAUGACAGCAAGGGCAGCUAAUAUUGUGACAGUGAAGAGUGACAGGGCAGGUCGUGACUGAAAUCGGAUGUCAAAUGAAACGAGAAGGGGGGUUUUGAGGCUCUUCAUCCCAGGCGAGCCCCGGAAAACAAAAGCGGCUAUCUUGGGUUGCUACUUUCUAGGGGUUCUGAGGAUUUUCCAACUCCUAGGCUUCAUCAAAGUAGAACUAUAUAUGUCGAGCUGUCCCGCUAUGACAGACGGACUUGGCUCUCCCUACUACCAAGCAGCAGCAGCUUCUCCGCGCAGCCUUUUACCGCCACCACUCACGGCUCUGGCAACGAACUGUAUAUUGUGUAAAUAUGACUGGGACUUCGGGUGGCUUUCCGGUUCGCUCCGUCUUCUUAUCCUUUGGUAUCUCCCACUGUAUAUACGCUUUGCGAACCCUAUGUCUACGUCUUCUCCGGCUUCUACAAUUUCUAUGUACAUGUGCGAUGGAAGCACCGCGCUCAACAGACACAGACUUGGGCACGUGGUGUAUGCUGCGGCUUCGGUCUAGAACGAAGACAGG